AUGCUGGCUAGACAAGUUGCUCAAAGGUUAGCAAGCAAAAGGUGGACAAGCACGGUACAACGUGCUGAUUAUAAGUUGAAUUCUGAAGCGCUUCCAAGUAAUGCUACGGUUUUCAGUAUGAUUCAGCCAACCGGUUGUUUCCACCUUGGUAACUACCUAGGAGCUACACGUGUUUGGACAGACUUGUGUGAACUAAAACAACCCGGCCAAGAACUGAUAUUUGGUGUUGCUGAUUUGCACGCCAUUACUGUUCCAAAGCCAGAUGGAGAAAUGUUCAGAAAACUUCGCCAUGAGGCAGUAGCAAGCGUACUGGCAGUUGGUGUAGACCCAGAAAAGGCAUCAGUCGUUCAUCAAUCAGCUAUUCCUCAACACAGUGAAUUGCACUGGUUGCUUUCUACUCUUGCUUCAAUGGGAUUCCUUAAUCGCAUGACGCAAUGGAAAUCAAAAUCUAACAUCAAACAGUCAGAAAAUGGAGAAUAUCAGGUCAAUGACUCCGACGUGGGAAAAGUAAGGCUGGGCUUAUUUUCGUACCCUGUCUUACAGGCAGCGGAUAUCCUGCUUUAUAAAUCUACACACGUUCCUGUUGGCGAUGAUCAGUCACAGCAUUUGGAAUUAACAAGACACCUUGCUGAAAAAUUCAACAAAACGUACAAGGUAAAUUUUUUUCCUAAGCCUGUAACGAUGUUAGCACAAACAAAGAAAGUCUUGAGUUUAAGCUCUCCGGAAAAGAAGAUGUCCAAGAGCGACCCGAAUCAUGAUUCCCUGAUCUUCCUGAAUGACGAGCCCAAUGUAAUCCAGAAGAAGAUAAGAAGAGCCCUAACGGAUUCGAUUUCAGAUAGGUUUUACUAUGAUUCCGUGGAGAGGCCCGGUGUAUCGAAUUUAAUAAAUAUUGUCAGUGGAAUCCAACGAAAACCAAUCAAAGAUGUUGUAAAAGAUGUGUCUCAAUUCAAUAAUUAUAAAGAUUUCAAAGACUAUGUGUCCGAAGUGAUAAUUGAAGAAUUAAAAGGCCCAAGAACAGAAUUCAAAAAAUAUAUCAAUGAGCCAAAUUAUCUACACAGUGUCGUCGAAUCUGGUAUACGCAAAGCAAGAGAAAAGGCAGCAAAAAACUUGGAUGACAUUCACAAAAUAAUGGGGUUCUGA
Messenger RNA from Saccharomyces mikatae IFO 1815, 1140 nucleotides. RefSeq names its product tryptophan--tRNA ligase MSW1 (gene MSW1). Lineage: Eukaryota; Fungi; Ascomycota; Saccharomycetes; Saccharomycetales; Saccharomycetaceae. Gene Ontology annotation, cellular component: mitochondrion; mitochondrial matrix. Gene Ontology annotation, molecular function: ATP binding; tryptophan-tRNA ligase activity. The transcript has a single exon. The record is from RefSeq and is a predicted model, not a curated record. Bases 1 to 1140 code for a protein of 379 amino acids. Gene Ontology annotation, biological process: mitochondrial tryptophanyl-tRNA aminoacylation.